AUGUCAACCACUCCUAGUUCUUCGGUUUCUGAAUGGAAGCAACUCAGACUUUCUCUUGAACGGCCAUAUAAAGACGAUGUCGGUAAUCGUAUUCCUGUGCUGUACGAUCUCACACCUGAAGGCGAGCGGAUAUAUGAACCAAAAGAGACGCCCUCAGCCAGAUUAGAGCAUAACCUUCGAAGAAUAUUUCAGGAACGAGGGUCCGACUUCUUUGAGCGCAGAGGUAAUCUCGCGAAAGUAGAGGGAGAGCAAGGCCUUCCCGGAGAAUCUAUCCAGAGCGGACCUAAUGAAGGAGCCCCGUCAUCAAAAAUUAUGACGGUGGAAGAGUUGUACGCGAUGAGAAUGGAAAUUAUGCCUCAACUAUACAUUGCUUUGGGAGAGAUGUCUCACGCCAGGGAUCUACUGAAUUCGAUCCUAUCUUCGCCGCAACCAGCUGUGCAGGAACCACAGGCGGAACCAUUGAAAUUACUUUCGGGGACGUUGGUGACAAAGCCUGCCCCCAUUGUCUCUGUUCAAACCUUCAAUGCCCAAUUGAUUAUCGGGAGUAAGGACGAAGCGUUGCGAAAGGCCGCGAGCCUUUUCAAAUCUUCGGCAGAGAGCAUGGAGCGUAGCAGGCUUAAGGGCGACAAGUAUUGGGUAGACGCCCUGAGAAUUAGGCGUGCAAACUGGGCUUUGACACCGGCCCCACUUCCUUACGGCUCUCCUACCGGAAAAGGUGCGGAUAAAACGUCAAAGGAUUUUCUAAUUUCCUACGGACUAGAAGGAUCACCCACAUUGUUCAGACGACGCGCAAUUGCCCAAUUAACAACAUUAGAUGGCUCCUCUCCUGACCUUGUAUUUCCCUUCCAUCAAAGGACACGUUUGCGAAUCACGACCUCGGCGACCAGGACAGCUGUCCCGGAAAUAUGUGUCUUUGAUUCAGUCAGGAAUCACGACACUUCAAAUCUCGACGAUGCCCUGCGAGUCGCCCAGGCAGAGGUAGUUGAUCAAGAAAUAUUCCAGCUUCUUGUCAAAGAAGCCGGAAACCUUCCAACUGCCUCAGCCCAGGUCUCGGAGAGGUUAAUCGUUAUCGGCGCCGCGCAGGAUUUGGAUCUCACUUUUGAAUUGGUGAAGUUGACAGUGCAGGAGGGGGUCAUCCGGCCACUUCUAGUUCAAGCAGUGGAGAAAACGUCUGUGAACUGA
This is a messenger RNA of Cyclocybe aegerita, 1182 nucleotides long. NCBI's taxonomy places the organism in Eukaryota, Fungi, Basidiomycota, Agaricomycetes, Agaricales, Hemipholiotaceae. The record is from the annotation of a GenBank genome assembly.